Molecule: messenger RNA, 2717 nt
Organism: Artibeus jamaicensis (Jamaican fruit-eating bat)
Lineage: Eukaryota; Metazoa; Chordata; Mammalia; Chiroptera; Phyllostomidae
Product: cytochrome P450 2S1
Exons: 9
Coding region: 228-1751 (507 amino acids)
Biological process (GO): xenobiotic metabolic process
Cellular component (GO): intracellular membrane-bounded organelle; cytoplasm
Molecular function (GO): heme binding; oxidoreductase activity, acting on paired donors, with incorporation or reduction of molecular oxygen, reduced flavin or flavoprotein as one donor, and incorporation of one atom of oxygen; iron ion binding
Source: RefSeq, a predicted model, not a curated record
UCCGCCCCUCGAACCUGGGUGACUGGAGAGGAAACCAUUAGAGCGAGUGUCCCCAACACCAGGUGGCGGCGGCGAGGGUCUAGAAGAAAGAAAUCGGGCGGCGGGGAGAGAAUUUUUUUUCUGGAGGCAGGGCAAGGGGCUGCCUGCCCUGCCUCUCUCCCCCUGAUUUCGCUGAGAAGGGAGCUGCCCGGCCUGUCCCAGCCGGGUGGAGAGCCUCGGAGCAGGGGAUGGAGGCCACGAGCAGCUGGGCGCUGCUGCUGGUGUUGCUGCUGCUGCUGCUGCUGCUGCCGCUGGCGCUGCUCCGGACGCGGACCCGGAGCCUCCUGCCCCCUGGGCCCACGCCGCUGCCGCUGCUGGGGAACCUGCUGCAGCUCUGGCCCGGGGAGCUGUACUCGGGGCUCUUGCGGCUGAGUAAGAAGUAUGGACCGGUGUUCACCGUGCACCUGGGACCCAGGCGGCGUGUGGUGGUCCUGGUUGGGCACCAGGCUGUGCAGGAAGCCCUGGGAGGUCAGGCUGAGGAGUUCAGUGGGCGGGGGAUGUUGGCGACGCUGGACCGGACCUUCGACGGCCAUGGGGUUUUCUUUUCCAAUGGGGAGAGGUGGAGGCAGCUGAGGAAAUUCACCACACUUGCUCUGCGGGACCUGGGCAUGGGGAGGCGGCAAGGCGAGGAGCUGAUCCAGGCGGAGGCCCAGUGUCUGGUGGAGGCGUUCCAGAGGACAGCAGGACAGCCAUUUGACCCCUCCCUGCUGCUGGCCCAGGCCACCUCCAAUGUCGUGUGCUCCCUCACCUUGGGCCUUCGUUUCCCCUAUGAGGAUGAGGAGUUCAAGGCUGUGGUCCAGGCAGCUGGUGGCAUCCUUCUGGGGAUCAGCUCUCCAUGGGGCCAGGCCUACGAGAUGUUCUCCUGGCUCCUGCAGCCCCUUCCAGGCCCCCACACCCAGCUCCUCCGCCAUGUGGACACCUUGGCCACCUUCGCCAUCGAGCAGGUGCAGCGGCACCGGGGGAGUCUGGACCCCUCAGGCCCUGCAGGCGAUGUUGUGGAUGCCUUUCUGCUGAAGAUGGCAAAGGAGGAACAAGACCCAAACACGGAAUUCACUGACAAGAACCUGCUGAUGACUGUCAUUUAUCUGCUGUUCGCCGGGACAGUGACGGUCAGCGCCACGAUCCGCUACACCCUCUUGCUCCUGCUGAAAUACCCUCAGGUCCAAGAGCGCGUGCGGGAGGAGCUGACAAGAGAGCUAAGGGCUGGCCAGGCACCAGGCCUGGGGGACCGAGCCCGCCUCCCCUACACGGACGCGGUUCUGCAUGAGGCGCAGCGGCUGCUGGCACUGGUGCCCAUGGGGAUACCCCGCGCUCUCACGAAGACCACCUGCUUCCGAGGGUACACCCUGCCCCAGGGCACUGAGGUCUUCCCCCUCCUGGGCUCUGUCCUGCAUGACCCGAACAUCUUUGAGCAGCCUGAGGAGUUUAACCCAGGCCGAUUUUUGGAUGCAGACGGAAGGUUCAAGAAGCAAGAGGCAUUCCUGCCCUUCUCCUUAGGCCGUCUCCCUGGAGAGCCCUUGCCCGCCCAGCGCCCUGAGCCUCCAGCCAUCUGUCAGUGGCCUUUUCAACAUCCCCCCACACUUUCAGCUGCAACUUCGGCCCUACUGACCUCCACCCCUUCAUUUGGUACAGACCAAAUGAAGGAGGGGCAUUGGGAGGUAGUGGCCUUGACCAUGGGCACGGACAGGGCUGUGUCUGCAUCCACAAGUUGACACCACAGGAAACCACAUUCACACACCUGUAGUUGUUUUCUAGGGUCAUUCACACAGAUGUUCAGCCUGCUUGUCCACAGGGCCACAUUCACUGGCCACACAGCUGUUGAGGCACACAACCACACACCCAUACACGGCCACGAGGCAACUCAGCCACACGAGCUCGCUACAGUCUAGUCUGUCUGGAAUCACCUGCCCAGAUAACCCAGCACUUGUGCACAACAUAACUGCCCUGGACUCACGACCCAUCUGUGGGAGUUCGGCUGCCACUGCAACAGCCACCAAAUCAUGGGCCACACACCCUCUUCACUCUCGGACUUACCAGUGCCAUUGUCUCUGGGAGCCUGGUGCAAAGAGCACACACCUGCCUGGGUCAUGUCACCUCACAGAGAGACUGUCCUCAGCCCUCGAGGGACCACACCACUGUCCAGGCACAUGGCCACCACCAGCCACAUGCCCCUAAGCACUGGACAACACAGCCAGCUCACAUGUGACCUCAUCCUGACUCCUGAAUAUCUUCCUACUCAGAGUCCGAGCCCAGCCUCCUCCGCACCUCAGUGUUCAAGGACACCCCUCUCCGAGCACCCUGAUCCCCAAAUUCUCCCAAAUAUGGAUGCACCCAUAUUGUGCAGUUGUAAACACAGGCCUGGGAACCAAGUAAAACUAGAACACACAAGGAUCCUCAGACCAGAGGAACCCCCACCAUCCACGCUGCAGCCUACACAACCACAUCGAAAGCCUCCUCUACCCCCACGACACACACAGUGACUGGCUGUCUCAAGCUGACUUAGAGGAAAGGGCUAGACGACCAAGUAAGGGCCAGAUUCCAACUCCCUGUGUCAGGGGAAGAGGCCAGGUCCUUCCGCGUUGUGGCUCGAAGGUCCCUGUUUUGCAAUAAAAGUUUGUUCCUGGCCCCUGGUCCAGGCCCGUGGAAGUGCCUGAUGUGUGUGUGUGUGACAGUGUCUG